Molecule: messenger RNA, 1892 nt
Organism: Arachis ipaensis
Lineage: Eukaryota; Viridiplantae; Streptophyta; Magnoliopsida; Fabales; Fabaceae
Product: signal recognition particle subunit SRP54 2
Biological process (GO): SRP-dependent cotranslational protein targeting to membrane, translocation; SRP-dependent cotranslational protein targeting to membrane
Cellular component (GO): cytosol; signal recognition particle, endoplasmic reticulum targeting
Molecular function (GO): GTP binding; ATP hydrolysis activity; GTPase activity
Source: RefSeq, a predicted model, not a curated record
CUUCAUCCAUUCUUUCACCCCUAUUUUCCUCUUCCUCCCACCCUUGCUCCCCAAACCCUAAAUCUCUAAACUCAAUUUCUGAAUCGAUAGGUUGAUCGAUUAAUUACGAUUAAUGGAACGAUCCUCAGAUUCUGCUUGAGCGUUUUUUAAUCGGAAGACGCGAAGAUGGUUCUCGCACAGCUCGGAGGGAGCAUCUCGCGUGCUCUCCAGCAGAUGAGCAAUGCGACGGUGAUCGACGAGAAGGUUCUGAACGAGUGCCUCAACGAGAUCACGCGAGCUCUUCUCCAGGCCGAUGUUCAAUUCAAGCUGGUGCGCGACAUGCAGACCAACAUCAAGAAGAUUGUCAACCUCGAAGAUCUCGCCGCUGGUCACAACAAGCGCAAAAUCAUCCAACAAGCUGUGUUUAACGAACUAUGUAAAAUGCUGGAUGCUGGGAAGCCUUCUUUCACUCCAAAAAAGGGGAAGCCAAGUGUCGUCAUGUUUGUUGGUUUACAAGGAUCUGGAAAAACCACAACUUGUACAAAGUAUGCGUAUUAUCAUCAGAAGAAGGGCUGGAAGCCAGCACUCGUAUGUGCAGAUACAUUCAGAGCUGGUGCAUUUGAUCAAUUGAAGCAAAAUGCCACUAAAGCUAAGAUCCCUUUCUAUGGAAGUUACAUGGAGUCAGAUCCUGUGAAAAUUGCUGUGGAUGGUGUAGAAAGAUUCAAAAAAGAAAACUGUGAUCUCAUAAUCGUUGAUACCAGUGGACGGCACAAACAAGAAGCUGCUCUUUUUGAAGAAAUGCGUCAAGUUUCAGAAGCAACGAAACCAGAUCUUGUCAUAUUUGUUAUGGAUAGCAGUAUUGGUCAGGCUGCUUUUGAUCAGGCUCAAGCGUUUAAGCAGAGUGUUGCAGUUGGAGCUGUAAUUGUUACUAAAAUGGAUGGCCAUGCAAAGGGUGGUGGUGCUCUUAGUGCUGUUGCGGCAACAAAGAGUCCUGUCAUAUUCAUUGGAACGGGAGAACACAUGGAUGAGUUUGAAGUUUUUGAUGUUAAACCUUUUGUAAGCCGACUGUUAGGCAUGGGUGAUUGGUCUGGGUUUAUGGACAAAAUUCAUGAAGUCGUUCCUAUGGAUCAACAGCCAGAACUUCUUCAAAAGCUGUCCGAAGGAAACUUCACCUUGAGGAUUAUGUAUGAGCAGUUUCAAAACAUACUUAAAAUGGGCCCUAUCAGCCAGGUGUUUUCCAUGCUUCCAGGAUUUAGCGCUGAAUUAAUGCCAAAAGGCCGUGAGAAAGAAAGCCAGGCAAAAAUUAAGCGGUACAUGACAAUGAUGGACUCAAUGACAAAUGAAGAGUUGGACAGUUCAAACCCAAAGAUCAUGAAUGAAUCUCGGAUAAUGCGAAUUGCUCGGGGCUCUGGUCGUCAAGUAAGGGAAGUAAUGGAGAUGUUGGAAGAAUACAAGCGUCUUGCGAAAAUCUGGAGCAAAAUGAAAGGGCUUAAAUUCCCAAAGAAGGGUGACAUGAGUGCCCUAUCUCGAAAUAUGAAUGCCCAACAAAUGGGCAAAGUCCUCCCUCCUCAGAUGCUGCAGCAAAUAGGUGGCAUGGGCGGGCUACAGAGCUUGAUGAAGCAGAUGGGAUCUGCAAAAGACAUGAUGGGAAUGUUUGGUGGUGGCAAUUAGUUUAAUGAACCUGGCCUUAUGAUCUGAGGAUCGUUUCUGACCAUAACUAACGAUGCAUUAGAACUGGACUCGGUCCGGUUAUGCACCUCACGUUGAUUUUGGUUAGUUGUGCUGUCAUUUUACGCAGAAGCCCCAAUGGGCGCGCGAGUUCAUAUUUGUAACAUCAAAAAUCACUUGUCCUUUCUGUGUAUAUUUAUUUAGUUUUCAGAUAGCAGCUAAAGCCAUACAUUUAUGAAUAAUCA